Messenger RNA from Doryrhamphus excisus (bluestripe pipefish), 1059 nucleotides. It is a transcript of the gene crhb, whose product is annotated as corticotropin releasing hormone b. Gene Ontology annotation, cellular component: extracellular region. NCBI's taxonomy places the organism in Eukaryota, Metazoa, Chordata, Actinopteri, Syngnathiformes, Syngnathidae. The record is from RefSeq and is a predicted model, not a curated record. Gene Ontology annotation, molecular function: hormone activity.
UAGGUGGGCUCUAUAUAUAUAUAUAUUUAUAUAUAAGUCCACUCAGUAUCUUGUCUUGAAGUAACUAUAUGCACUUGGUUCUAUUUUUUUUAAAUAAACAAGGGAGGAGAGCAUCUUCACCAAAUACACCUGGCAACCCGCAUCGCUGCAUUUGGACCUCCUAAGCAUUAAAGAUUCUUGUUCACAUCCUGACAUGAAGCUCAAUUUCUUUGGUACCAUUGUGAUUCUGCUCGUUGCCUUCCUACCGCGCUACGAAUGUCGGGCUGUUGAGAGCCCCGGCGGAGUUCUGCGGAUCCCCGCUGCCCAAAGCCCGAACUCCCAGCAGGAGCAGCAGCAGCAGGAGCAGCACAGGUCACCCUCGGGUCCCAUCCUGGAGCGCCUCGGUGAGGAGUACUUCAUCCGUCUGGGCAACGGAGAUUCAAACUCUUUCCCCCCCUCGUCCAUGUACCCCCUGGGCGCCGCUGGGCUCCUUAACAGAGCUCUGCAGCUCCAGCUCACUCGGCGGCUUUUGCAAGGCAAAGUUGGCAACAUACGGGCUCUCAUCGGCGGCUUCCCGGACCGGAAAGAUGACUUCGAUGACUCCGUGGAGCGCGGACGCAGGUCCGAGGACCCGCCCAUCUCCCUGGACCUGACCUUCCACCUGCUGCGGGAGAUGAUGGAGAUGUCCAAGGCGGAACAGAUGGCGCAGCAAGCCCAAAACAACAGAAGAAUGAUGGAGCUCUUCGGGAAGUGAGGACCAAAGACCCUUCCGCCCUUAAAUCCCUUUUUAUUUAGUUAUAUAUAUUAUAUUAUAUAUAUUUUUUGCAUUUGUACCAUCAGCACAAAAAAAAACAGCUCUGUACAAUGUCGUGCUGCUUUAUCACUCUAUUAUUUAUAGCUUUGACCUCAAAUUAGAACAUGGAGGGACUUAAAAACUAUCCGAUUGUACCUUGCCAUGUUUGAAAAAUGAUACAUAUAUCGACAACUUUUUGUUCAAUAUGACCUUAUGAUGCAUCCUUGUUUUUCUUCACUGUAUUAAUGACUUUUAUGUUUGUUAAUAAACUGAUGUGCAAGCAGUCA